Molecule: messenger RNA, 10374 nt
Organism: Lineus longissimus
Lineage: Eukaryota; Metazoa; Nemertea; Pilidiophora; Heteronemertea; Lineidae
Product: dedicator of cytokinesis protein 9-like
Exons: 53
Coding region: 269-7009 (2246 amino acids)
Biological process (GO): positive regulation of GTPase activity; small GTPase-mediated signal transduction
Molecular function (GO): guanyl-nucleotide exchange factor activity
Source: RefSeq, a predicted model, not a curated record
GGAUAACCAGAUAUGGUAUAGAAUUUUGGAUGGUGUUGUGUGCAGGUCAAAAGCUUUGAUAAUGUCAGUGAGGACCUUCUGACUGGAUGUUCAUUUAGUGGAAUAGCUGUCGUAAGAGGUGAUUGAGUAAACGCAAGUAAAUCACUCACAGAAAUAUCAGAAGGGACAUGCAACUGGGAUCAAAUGACUACUCAGAUACGUUGUUUAAUUGAUCAGAAAGGAAUAGCCUGUUUCUAUCUCGGAUUGUUCAGAGUCUAAAAACGUCAAAAUGAUGUCCAGGACCAUGCCCACCAGGCGGAGUAAGACAUACCUGGAGGUGCCCGACGGCGGGCAGCUCAUGUCGAUUCACGAGUUAGACAAGCACAUAAACCAGGGGUCGCCGCGCAUCGUACAUCGGGCGUCGCCCAUGAUGAUUCAGAGAAAGAAACGGGAACAACGCCAGGCGCAAGAAGAGGUAGAGAAGAAACGUGUUCAUUCCAAGGCCAAACUGGUCGAGCCGUUAGAUUACGAGACGGUCAUCGUCAAGAAGAAACAAACGUUAUACAAUGAUCCACAACGAGAAAUGCUCUUAUUUCCGCAGGAUGACGUCUCUGGUGAAGGUAUAGAUGUCGCUGCAUCAGUCCUACCGCGAAGAUUCCGUACCGUACGGUGUUCGGUACCUGACUCGGCAACGAAGGAAGCAUCGAGUCUGUUCGUCAAAGAAUGCAUCAAAUCUUACAUGAACGAUUGGAACCUAGUACAUCAUAAAUACAACGCUUACUCGGGGACCUAUCAACAGUUACCAAGACGAACUCAUGAAAGGGAGGCACUACCAGAACAGACAUAUGAAGUGGAUGCUGAGUUUGAUGAGAAGGAUGAAGCAGUGGACACUCCGUCAAAUAAAACUCAGUCCAUCACGAAACAGGGCUGGUUAUACAAAGGCCCAGAUAGCCGGCAUGACACUGGCAUUAUCAGUUUUACCAGGUCGUUCAAACGGCGGUAUUUCUAUCUGAAGCAGCAAGCAGACACAACGUACGUGCUCGAAUUUCACAAAGAUGAUAAAAAGUUAGAGUCGAAAGGAACGAUAUACUUAGAUUCUGCAACCUCUGUAGUCAAGGUAAUCUAUCCCCCGAGUUCUAAACGUGGUCGUAACACGCUCGAGAUCAAUAUGCAGGAUAAGUCGUUCUACCUGCUUGGUGCCGACAGUGAGGGGGAGAUAGACGAUUGGAUCCGCACGCUGAAGAAAGUCGUCCAAUCGAAUGAGAACAAUAACGUCGAAUCGUCAGAUAAGAUGAAGACGCCCGCAGACAGAACGAGUCAAGACCUAGACUACGGGACGCAUCCGGAGCUGGCCAAGUAUGCACGAGAAACCGAUUCCUACCUGGCUAAUCUACGACAAGAAAAUAGACAAAAAGUCUUUCGAAUAUAUCCAGAUUUACCUCGGCCCAUCCUAAUGGGUGACUUAGACGAUUGUGAUGUUGACGUAUUCAGGGAACAAUUUGGUAAACGUUUCGUCGUGUCGUGCGAGGAAUUUAGAACCAAACUACAAGCGAAUAUAGCAGACGAUAAUGAACACGAAGUACUGGAUAAUCCCGAGCCAUUUUUCAUCUCCCUCAGCCUAUAUGACGCAAAGGAGGGGAAGAAAAUCUCCGAGGACUUUCACUACGACCCCAACUCACCGGCUGUCCGUAAGAUGAUUCCGCGGGAGAUGUUACAGGCCAACGACAAGCUCAAUACCGUCAAUGGUAACACGUCAGAGCCCGAGUUACACCGGCUGGAGGAGAGCUGGUUAUUAGGUUGUAAAAAAUGCGUAUUUUCUGUGAUAAAGUCACACGCAGACAUCUACUUGGUGUGCAAGAUCGAGAAAAUUCUGCAAAGUGGCAUAUCGGCAGCAACAGACCCAUACAUAAAAAACACAGACUUAAAAGUAGGAACUAAGAUUCAUCGGCAGAUGAGAUUGGUUUGUAGCCGGAUAGGACAUUAUAGGAUGCCGUUCGGUUGGGCGGCACGACCGGUUUUUAGACCGUUCAGCACUGAGUUGGAUACGUCGACCGAUUUUGUGAUUUAUAAGCAGGAGAGUUCCCGAGUGUCGGAAGAGGAGUUAAUCAGACAUUUACAGGACAUUAGGCGGCCGGAGAAGCAAGCAAAAUGGCAAGUGAUCCCGGCCACUUUCAAAGUCAAGAUAGAACCAUUUGAGGAGGGGAAGACACCGCUAAGCAAUAUACUGAAUCCAUCCCUCGUCCCUGUUCGACCAUUCGCCAACCCACCAGAACAGCCGCCAUCGCAUGAAGUAGAGGAAUUCAACCCAGAAACGGGUCACACCAGUUUCCCAUACACCGCAUAUGGGAACAGUCUCUACGUCUAUCCGAAACAGUUGAAGUACGACUCCCAGAAAACGUUCACCAAGGCCAGGAAUCUUGCGUGCUGUAUCGAGCUCAGGGACUCGGACGCAGAUGGCACUGUACCAUUGAAGUGUAUAUACGGGCAUGCGUGCAAUUCAGUAUUCACCACUGUGGCUAGUACAGCAGUAUUACAUCACCUUUACACUCCAGACUUCUAUGAGGAGGUGAAGAUGGCGCUACCAGUCCAGCUACACGAUAAGCACCACCUUUUGUUUACAUUCUACCAUGUCAGCUGUGAUACGCGGCCGCCGUCCAGGGGGUCGACCAACAAGAGGAAAGAACAUAUAGAGACUGUCGUGGGGUAUGCGUGGCUCCCCCUGCUCACACAGGGAAGAGUGAACGUUGGAGAACAACACCUCUCUAUAGCCACUAUCCUCCCAGCCGGGUAUCUGGCCUACGAACCACUAGGUCUUGGAAAAGGGACUUCUUCAUUUUAUGUGCGUCAACACUCCGGUCCGGAGAUCCGAUGGGUCGAAGGGGCCAAGCAGCUCUUCAGAUGCGAUUUGAGGUUGAUCUCGACAGUCUACACCAAGGACCCCCAUCUCCACAACUUCUUCCAGCACUGUCAGAAGACGGACGGUUCCCCCACACCCGCCAACGACAUGGAGACCAGCAAUAAACUCAAGUCGUUACUUGCCGUUGAUGUUGGAACAAUGAUCAACUUCUUGCCGACCUUGAUCAAUCAACUAUUCCGUCUCCUGCCACAGACGAAUAGCGAAGACGUUGCCAUGAAUACUGUCAAGGUGCUGAUAAAUGUGGUUGCCAUGGUGACUGAAGUCGGAAAACAGGACAUCCUGCAUUCGUUUGUCAAGUACGUCUUCAUGACUGAACCCGCCCCGUCGCAGAAACACAAGACGAUUCACGAAGAACUCGCCAAGUAUUUGACGUCCACGUUACGGCCGGCCAACACGGACCAGCUCGUGAUCUACAAAUUUCUGCACCAUUCGUGGUUUUUCUUUGAAAUCUUGAUCAAGAGUAUGGCGCAGCAUCUGCUAGUGACGGGGAGAAUUAAGAUGCCGAGAAACGAACGCUUUCCCUCCAACUACCAGUACCGUGUGCAAACCAUGGUACAGACACUGCUGCCCCACAUCAUGACUAAGUUCAAAGAGAUACCCAAGGAAACACAGCUCGCCAAUAGGAGCUUGGCUAACUUCAUCAAGUCAUGUUUCACGUUCAUGGACCGAGGCUUUGUCUUCAGACUCAUCAACUUCUACAUGGACAGCUUCAACAUUGGUGAUCCUAAGGUGCUGCAUGAAUACAAGUUCGAUUUCCUACGCAUCGUCUGCAGCCAUGAACACUUCAUCCCACUCAACCUGCCCAUGAUGAAGAAAGGUCACGUGAAAAGUUACAAAGAUAUAAAGAAAGAAGAUCUAAAGCAUGACUACACACUGUCAGAGGAAUUCCGUAAGAACCAUUUCCUUGUUGGCCUGCUGUUGGAAGAAUGCAAGUCGGCGCUGAAUGAACUACCGGAAAUACGCAAAUUUGCCAUCUCUGUUUUGAGGAAUUUGUUGGCGAAACAUUCGUUCGAUGACAGGUUUUCAUCAAAGCAACAGCAGAGUCGCAUCGCCAAUCUCUACCUACCUCUCAUCACCCUCAUCCUGGAGAACAUAAACCGCCUGAGUCCCAUCGAGGUCAAGCAGACGGCCACGCUACCCAAUGGGGACGCGCAUCCAGACACGCCGGAUACACCUAACAAGGGUGGGACACUGCCCCAGCAUCGUAGCAUGAUCUCCCUGCCGACUGCCGAGGGAAAUGUGGAACGAACGGGAACGAAUCCAAGGGAGAAGUCGAAUAGAGAUUCUAGUGUAUUUGCCAUGAUUGCAGCUCCCUCUGUUGGCAGUGUCAGUAUCUCUGAACCGAAGCCGCUGCAGGGCUCAAACUCAAUCCACGGCUCAAGUACCUCACUGGCGAGCAACGCGUCCAGCAUUCAUUCGAACAUGACCAAUCAUUCGAAUAUGACGAAUGCGACGGAUCGUCAUAGCGAGGUGACGGAACGGGAGAGGUCAUCGAGGGCGGACUCCAUCAAGGAGAACGGCCGCCCGGAUAAGCUGGGGCAGCAUCAUAGGAGGUCAUUGGCAAUGUUGCUGCCUGAUUUUGCCUGCUUUGGGGCACCAAACGGUCAGAAUAUUUGGGAAGAAAUCAACUCUGAUCCUGAAAGAUCUCAGUCCAUGUGCGGUACCCCACUCGUCCCCAGGACUGACAGAUUAGACUCACAAGAAGUCAAAGAUCUACUUGUGUCGUUCAUUUACAUCGUGAAAAACCUGUCUGAGGAUAUCCUGCUGGGGUGGUUCAACAACUCGUCAGAGUUCGAUAUCCUAGACUUCUUCAAUGUGUUAGAUUUGUCAUUGUUUCACUUUAAAUACAUCGGGAAGAAUAGAAUAUUAGCUCUUAGUCGGAUAAGCGACUCGAGUCGCAAGGCGCAGACGUUGCAGCCAAGACGCGCUGCACAAAUGUACCUUCACGGCGGGCAGCGCACCCUCAGUCAGUACGGGGAAAUAUCAGAAGCAGGCAACUACAAUCCACCAGAACCUACUCAACCAGGGUCAAGGUCGCGCCUGAUGUCGCGAUCAAGCUGGACGUGUUCGCCGACACAGUCUGAUGCCGAGGCAAUGUAUAGAACCAUGUUGGAGGCCAACCUUGCUACAGAGAUCGGGAUGGUAGCUCUCGAUGUCGUCAGCUUGUACUGCAAUAACUUCAAGGAGCAGCUCGUGUACAAAUUCGGUGACAACGCCGUCAUGAAGAAAGUGUUUGAGAUCUACCUCUCAUUCCUGGCCUCAGGUCAGUCACAGACAUUGCUCAAACAUGCGUUUGCCGCCAUGAGGGCCUUCAUUUACAAGUUUCCAAUGGUGCUGUAUCAAGGGAAUGCCACAAUGUGUGGUGACCUCUGCUACGAGAUCUUGCAUUGUUGUAACUCACGGUUACGGACGACAAGGAGUGAAGCUUGCGCUCUCAUGUACAUGCUGAUGAGGAGUAACUUUGAAUUCAGCGGGAAGAGUGGAUUCACGAGAGUCCAUUUGCAGAUGAUCAUCUCGGUGUCUCAACUGAUCAGUGAUGUCGUGGGUAUCAACGGAUCGAGAUUCUCUGAGAGUUUGUCCAUAAUCAACAGCUAUGCCAGCAGUGACAAGGUCAUGCAGCACACUGCCUUCCCAGUUGAAGUAAAAGACCUAACGAAACGUAUUCGCACCGUCCUGAUGGCUACCGCUCAGAUGAAGGAGCACGAGAAUGACCCCGAGAUGUUGAUUGACCUCCAGUACAGCUUGGCCAAGUCAUACGCCAGUACGCCGGAACUCAGGAAGACCUGGCUCGACUCUAUGGCCAAGAUUCACAUCAAGCAUGAUAACCAUUCAGAGGCUGCCCACUGCUACCUCCAUGUCGCUGCCCUGAUCGCCGAAUAUUUAAAACGAAGAGCGUUGUACCCGCGUUAUGAACCGCUCGGAAGUGGGCUACCAGUUGGAACCUACCCUCAGGGCUGUACAGCAUUCAAGAAGAUCUCACCAAACAUUGAGCCGGAGGAGUCUGGCAUCAAGGACGACACAGGGAUGCAGGAUGUGCAGUAUACUGAGGACACUCUGGUUGAACAGUUAGAGCAGUGUGCGCGAGGAUUCGAAAAGGCUGAGAGAUAUGAGAUGUUGGGGGAAAUAUAUCGUCUCAUCAUCCCCAUCUACGAGAAAAAGAGAGACUUUCAGAAACUGUCUGAAUCCUACCACACGAUCCACAGGAACUAUGACAAGGUUGUAGAGGUCAUGCAAUCAGGCAGACGGCUCCUGGGGAAGUUCUUCCGGGUGGCUUUCUUUGGACAGUUCUUUGAAGAAGAAGACAACAAACAGUACAUCUACAAGGAACCUCGUGUCACCAGCCUGACUGAAAUAUGCGAUCGUCUCAGGAAACUCUUCGAGGAAAAGUUCGGCAAAGAAAAUGUUAAACUUAUCAUGGAUUCGAAGAAGGUGAAUCCGCGAGACCUGAAUGCCAAAUAUGCCUACAUCCAAGUGACAUACGUCCAGCCCUACUUCGAUGAGAAAGAAUUGGAGGAACGCCAGACGGAAUUCGAACGCAGCAAUAACGUGCGACGAUUCACGUACGAGACGCCGUUUACGAAGAAUAAAGAGCGAGCUCAUGGUCUCAUUGAAGAGCAAUACAAGAGAAGGACCAUUUUGACAACCUCCCAUUCUUUCCCGUACGUCAAGAAACGCAUCAUGGUCGUCUACCACCAAGAGAUCGAACUCUCGCCGAUAGAGGUCGCCAUUGAUGAGAUGCAUUCGAAAACGACGGAUAUGAAUGAGGUGGUGCAAAGGUCGCCACCCGAUAUGAUCAAGUUACAAUUGAAACUCCAAGGAUGCGUAAGCGUCCAAGUGAACGCAGGACCCAUGGCGUACGCCGAUGCGUUCCUGUCUCCGGAUAAAGUAUUGGGUUAUCCACGGCACAAGGUGGAAAGCCUCAAAGACAUAUACCGCCAGUUCGUCGACGUGUGUAACCGCGCGCUGGAUUUGAACGCCACCCUGAUCAAGUCGGAGCAGAUGGAGUACCAAGAAGCCAUGAAGGAGAAUUUCUGUGAUAUCGUUCGUAAAUUAUCGAUGCUUUUUGAUGAACAGUUGUUAUGUCCGCCGUCGCCGGAUGAGACUACUGCCUGAGAUAGAGCGGCCGUCGCUCAGUCACCGUGCCUCACUAACCAUAUUCAAUGUGAUAAGCACCACGCCCGGAACAAGUAGUGUGUGAUAAUCGGCAAAGAAUGACAUCAUCAUUUGAAGAACCCACCUGGAGUAUUUGCAGUACCAAGCCAGAUAUUCCACACGUAAAAUCGGAUCUGGAUCAACGUGUAGAAAAACUGAAAUCAACUGAAAAUUGUAAACCCGUUUAUUUUUGCGCCAUUUAAGUUUUACUUAAGCAUCCUUUCCCAAUUUUGGUUCCAAUUAUUUCCGCGAAUCGGUGAAUUUCCCAAAGAUAAAACCAUAAAGUUAAACAUUUUUGCGCCCUUAAGUUCAGGAUUGUCCCCCUUCUCUCUUAAAAUUUGAGGUUUGCGAAAAUGAAAGGGUAUACAGUUGUUUUUCUCUGAUGUGAUAUCGCGAGGAUAAGAAAUAUCUUCUUGUGCCAGCGCUGUUAUUGUUUUUGCCAAAAUGCUUAUUUAUAUAUUAUACAAAGUGCAGCUCCCUUAUUUAACGUAGGCAUUAGCUCUUGAAAGUAGUUACAUAACUAGGUUUGAUAUAGAGUUUACAUUAUUAUUUGAUUUGGAUAAGGGGUCAUCUCAAAAAAUACACUGGUGCAAAAAACUCAACAAGAUUUGUUUCUUGUUGAAUGUCGCCCUCUGGGAGCGGAUAGAGAAACUAACGUUUGACAUGAGUGUUUUAUUGUUGUCGAUGCCCAAUCAUUCUCACUGAAAAUUUUUCAAAUAAGGUGGUCAAUUGAAAAUGAGGAUUUCGAUUUUGAGAUGGUUCCUCAUGACGGGCAAUAUAUUUGAUGAUACUGUAAAUCCACAAGAUUUAUUUUCACGGAAUUUGCAAAUAACCUCGCUUUGUGAAAGUAAAAUUUGUGAAAACAUUUUUUACGCGAGAAAUGGGAAGAAAUUUUGUAAUCCACAAAUUUUUUUUUCCAAAAAAAUUUUGUGGUUUAUUAUAUCAAGUGCCAAAUGAACUGGCUUUAAUUUUCAGGUUGGAGAAAAUUUCUGUUAGAAAAAACAUUUUUCAGAUUUUUCAUUCAUCUUAAUUGUAUUCGCUAGUCGUAGUAGUUGUGCCAUCUAGUUAUUCUUGUCAGUUUCUGUCUUAAAGGCCUCAUGCAACUGUUUAAAGUUCGACCAUUUGAAUUUGAAUUUGAAACCCAUCCAUUCCUGGACCUGGAAUUUAAUUGUAGUCACUCACUCACUCACUCCUACAACUUGACAUUUCUAGGUCAACUGUGCCACAAUUUAAUGGUAGUGAGGUCCGAAAAAGGUAUUUUUGCUUGAAUUAAGGGCCACCAAAAAAAUGGUGUUUGCAGAGUGAUGAGAGUGAAACAAAUUGGGCUGUACGUAAUGUACAAUGGAACCUCCCAUUGGGGACACCUCUCUAUUAAGAACAACACUAGUUUUGGUCCUACAUUGGUUGUUUCUAUUCAAAAUGCCCUCUCUAAUCAGGACGCCUCUCUAUUAAGGGCAGCACUUGUCAGUCCGGAUGGUGUCCUUAAUAGAGAGGUUUUAUUGUAUAAUAUAUUUAUAUGUAUCAUAUGUAAGUAAAAUAUCCAAGAACUUAUGCAGGUCUGUACAUACACAAGGAAAAUAUGGAUAAAGUUUAUCAUAAUUCUACAGGGUGUGUCAGAAAAGUUAUGAAUUGAACAUUCUGGGACACCCCCUACAUGUAGUGUACCUUCAGAACGAGGCACAGUGCUUUAUACACUGUAAACAGUGGUUCAUUGUAACCAUGGUGUUUUAGAAUAAUAAACCUGGUACAGCAGUUUGCAAACGCGUGGGUCAGAGUUUGGGGUAUUUGAGCCAAGUUCCAACCUUGAACAAAAAUGUGCUUCAGAGGGGUCAGUUACUUGAUUUUUUCUUUCUGGGACCCCACCUCCUGAAUUUUGGUGCGGGGGGGGACGUUGGUUACGACUGUAAAUGCUGUUAACCUUAUGUCGUUGAAAGGCCGGUUUCCAGUAGUUCAUUGGUGCGAACAGUUUCAAUGUGUGAUAUGAUAAACCUCUCAGUGCCUUUUGAUACAGAAUAUCUCAGCUCGGGUGUAUUCAAGUCAAACACUGUUGCAAUAUUGUUACGCUAUGAGAUUUACUGUGAUCACGUGUUCCACUUCUACUCUGAUUUGCUGAUAAAACACAGCAAUUAAAGUGGACAAGUCUCUUUGAAGGUAAUUAGCUAAUUACCUGGGGGGGGGGGGGGUAAUUAGCUAAUUACCGGCGUGGUAAUGGGUGAGGGGUGUAUGUAAUCGUGGCAAUACAUGUAGUAUUGUCCAAUGUCCUUUCACAUAUGUACAGGGUGGCCCAAAAUUAUUUUCCCUCACACAAUGGAUACACAAUUGAAUUCUCUUGUGCACGGGAGAAUAAUUCUGGGCCACCCUGUAGUUUAAUCAACAAUGGUUUGAUGGAAUAUCAUUUAAGUUGACGUGGUCACGUUCCUUUUGGCUCUGCUUCAUGAUAAUUUAUGUUUUAUGUAAUUCAAUACUGAAUUAUAUAAUACAGACAUGUGUAUUAUGACUCUAUUAUAUUUAUGGAAAGUAAUUAUUCAAUACUCUUUUGUGAGAAAUUUGGUUGCAUUAUUCAAGAUAUUUGACUGGCUCUGGCUAAGGAUACACGUCUUGCAUUUUGGGAAAAGUGAGGUAAAAAAUUUGAAAAUCUUUUUUCGGGGAAAAAAUGAUUGUAUGACUUUACUGAAUAACUUCAGCAAUGUCUAGAGGUGUUUGAGACCGCUUAAGCAAUGAAAAACAGCCAAUCGGCUCCUUUUCUUACUUUACUGAAUAAACUCAGCUAUGUCUAGAGGUGUUUGAGACCGCUUAAGCCAUAAAAAACAGCCAAUCAGCUCCCUUUUUCUACUAAGUAAUCUAUUUUUUGACAAGCUUUUCUCCAAUUCAAAAUUUCAGGAGUGAUGUAUUCCGAAGUCGGUAUCUUGCGAAUUGUGCAAAUAAUCUCUAUUUAAAUCUCAAAAUGAUUUUUUUGUUCGAAAAAGGAUAAGAAAUUAUGUAUUUGCCAAAAUAACAAUUGUGAACAUUUUUUGAAUUUUCACAACUCUUGAAAAUUUUGCUAUUUAGAGUAUGAUAAAUUUGAGUUACAUAACAACUUGUAGGACUUUCAGUUCUCCUGAUGGAUAUAUCAGAGUUUCACCAUGUAUAUUUGGUCUUUAAUGUAUUGUCUGUACAUAUUUGCAUGUUUUAUGCGCAAUAUGGUGACUGAGUUCGGGUCACGAUGAAAAUGUUUUAUAAAUUGACUAUGUUGCUGUUGCUUGUAAAAUAACAAGCUUUCUUAUAUGAACAAUGAUAAAGAUUUUCUCACUAUGGAACUAAAAAAUAAAAUAACAAAUACCUGAAAA